AGCAUCACGCAAUCACAAACGCCGUUCAAGCAGCCACACAACGCUUCAAGUUGAGAUUCGUUCAAGUAGCAAGGCAGAAAGCAAUGGCUUCCGGUCAGCAGGAGAGGUCGCAGCUGGACCGCAAGGCCCGCGAGGGAGAGACCGUCGUCCCCGGCGGCACCGGCGGGAAGAGCCUCGAGGCGCAGCAGAACCUCGCCGAAGGGCGCAGCCGUGGCGGGCAGACACGCAGGGAGCAGAUGGGGCAGGAGGGUUACAGCGAGAUGGGGCGCAAAGGCGGACUGAGCAGCAAUGACGAGUCCGGCGGCGAGCGCGCUGCGAGGGAGGGCAUCGACAUCGACGAGUCCAAGUUCAAGACUAAGUCCUAGAUGAUGAAUCGACCAGUGCGUACGUAGCCUAGCAAGCAAGACGACUCUGCUUAGGUCGGCCGUUGGUUUACCCUAGUGUCCAUGCACCGAAUAAUGUAGUAGUUCAGGCGCACGUAGGCGAUCGUACGUAGUAUGGUCAUGUGUGCUUCGUAGAAUCGUAGCUGGUAGUCAGUUGGUACUCUACGGUGAGUCGCGUCAGGUUAAGUCGGAAGUGUGCUGUGGCUGGUACCCCACUGGGCUCAGUAGUGUCACAGUGUCCACUGACCACUGUAUCUUGUAUUGCUCUUCGGUAAUAUAGUCGUCUUGCUCAAA
Messenger RNA from Hordeum vulgare subsp. vulgare (domesticated barley), 677 nucleotides. RefSeq names its product late embryogenesis abundant protein B19.1A. The record is from RefSeq and is a predicted model, not a curated record. Gene Ontology annotation, cellular component: cytosol. The transcript has 2 exons. The coding region runs from base 84 to 365 and encodes 93 amino acids. Gene Ontology annotation, biological process: response to abscisic acid. Lineage: Eukaryota; Viridiplantae; Streptophyta; Magnoliopsida; Poales; Poaceae.